AUGGCAGCUUCACAGGAGUUUCCUGCCAGUUUCUAUGGAGAACCUGGAGUGUUAGGCAUGUUAUCAAAUGGGAUCAGUGCAUUCCUCGUUCUUCUACUUAACUUCAACACAGCUCGUACUGGCAGCCAGCCAGUUGGGGUGGAAAAUAUACUAGCAGGUGUUCAUCUCAUCCUGAUUGGUGGGAUAUGCCAGCUGGUGGCUGGAUUGCUWUCCUUUCGAAAGUACGAUCACCUGAGUGGCACAGCCUUCAUUGGCUAUGCUGCUCUUUGGGGUAGUUACGCUGAGUCAGCAAUCGCUGGCCUGGUCCCUUAUAUCCUCCUGUCAUUUCUACUUGCGUUUUGCUCGGCCACAGUCAACUACAUCAUGCCUUUUGUUUUUGGAGCCAUCACAGRCACUUUAAUUUUUGAAGCAGUAGCUCUGGUGGCACYCUCCUGGGCUCUGGUGGUCUCUGGGGUUCUGGAGUUGCUAAUUUUGCUCUUUGCCAUCUAUGGUUCAGCUGCUCUGCUCAUCAAAGGUCUGACUCAGCGUCAUGUCCUUAAAGGCUUUGGGACUCCGCUCUUUAAUGUCCUCCUGCUUGGGACUGCCAACGCAGGAAAAGCCCAGAGCGUUGGCCAAGAGAAGAAGAAGAACACAAAAUAUGCCGAGCCCAUGGCCUUAGGUUUCUUCUGUGACUCCAUUGCUCCUUUCAUCUUUGCUUUCUACAGCUUUGGGUACAUGAAAUCCUUUGGUUUAGGAGUUACUUGGGUAUCAAUCAUCUCAGUUGCCCAGUUGUUCUCCAGCUACUACGCCCACUUGCGCCAAGAUUGCUACCACACUACAAAGUUUGGAUUUCAUGCCACGUAUUGGCUGAUCAAAGCUUGGGAUGAYRUUGUGGCAUCUGCUCUGAUAGUGYAGCAUGAUCUGGUUGWUUCUGGAAGGAAAGAAAUGGUGGGUGAUUGGUUCUUUGUGGUGGCAGGCUUAGUGCUGUUUAUAGGAAGCCUGAACAUGGACGUCCUGGAAGUGAUUCACAACUUMCUGUUCAUCCUUCUCACAGUUUCAACAAUUCCCCAGAUCCCCCUGCAAGGUUACUACAUAUUUUUUGGUGUAGCCUGUUCUCUCUUCACUGCAGUCUCUGUUUACGGCACCUUCUCACGUCUCAUUAACACCAUAGCAGAAAAAGUCCUCAUACCUGUAGGACCUCAGCCAGUUUCCUCUGAGCAGAUGAAGAAUGCACUGAAGUGUGGAAGGUCUACACAGGAAGCACUGCCCCAAACUGACCAGACCUCAGAUGCUCUGUUUUACCUUCUAAAUGGGGUUGCAGCUCUUUCAGCUCUCCAUUCAAGUGUGUCGAGUAUGAAUCCUUCCUUCCUUCAUCUGACUGUUCCUUGGGUCCUGAUCUCUGGAGCGAUUGUCCAGGUCUACAUCAGCAGGCUCCAAGUCACAGGAGGUGGCCGCUUUGGAUCAGUCAUCUCCUCCCUCUAUGUGGUUGUGUGGGCCACUUGGACGUGGUUUCGGUUUGCAGGUGACCAGCUUCAGCUUCCUACUGAGGCAAAUUAUGGUUUUACAGCGGGAGCCAUCGCUUUCUUGGUCAUCAAUGCCUUUCUCAUGUUAAUUGCUGCUUAUAGGAAUCUGGUUCUACUCUUUCUAACCACAAUCAUGGAGAUUGUUCUUGUUUGCUUCCUUCUCUCCACCCUGCAUAGACUGCCAUACCAACUUGAAAUGGCUAUGCUUGCACUGGUUUCUAUUAUUUGUAUGUAUGGCAUUCUGGCUUCACUGGUGAAUGGCAUUUUCUCACAGAGAGUGCUACCAAUGGGUCCAUCAAUAAUAAAGGAAAAGGUAAAGAAGGAAACGUCUGAUGAACCUCUCUGUCCGGUUGCUAGCUCUCGUCUCACCAGUGGUCUCCGGAAGAUCGCUCACCUUCUCGAGGUGGGGGGAGUAUGUGGGAUACCUACAGAUACUGUUUAUGCUCUGGCUGCUUCCUGCAAGAAUCCCCAGGCGAUAGAGAAAAUCUACAACAUUAAAGACAGACCAGCAGAGAAGCCUAUAUGCAUUUGCAUUUCCAGCGUGGAACAGCUGGUCGCAGCAAAUCCUCCCUUCAGCCCUCUGCUGUGGGAGUUCAUGAGGAAUGUGUAUCCUGGAGGCAUCAGCUGCAUCGUCAGCAAAGGAGACUGGCUCUUCCAGCUUGGUGUAGGACCAGCUAUUGAUCGUGUCGGUACCAGAGACAGCAUCAUGAUCCGUGUCCCUGACCACACGGUGACCUGUCACUUAUGUGACAUCACCGGACCUCUGGCGAUCACAUCGGCCAAUCCCAGCGGAGAAUCAGACAGCACCCACCACAGCAUGGUCAUCAAUCGUCUGGGCCACAAGAUCCAAGGAGUUCUCUGUGAUGGUGACUCAAAUGAAAGUGUUGCUUCGACUGUGGUCAACUGCCUACGGAUUGAUGAAGGGACCAUCACCAUCGUCAGGGAAGGUUGUGUUCCUGCAGCAAAAGUGCACCAGAUCUUUGACAGAGUGAAAAGCACUCUGCUGUGAUUGUAACCUGCUUUUCUUUUUGGAAGGGGUCCAAACAAAUCUUCAACUUGAAUUAUUUUAGUUUCUGGUUUUCCUCUGGGGAAUGCUGAGCUGUUUACACUGAAACUUUGCUGUGCUCCACUUACAAGGUGUUCUUGUGAUUGUUAAUAUUUGUACAAAAAUAUGUAUAAUAAAUAUAAUAAUGAUGAAUGAAACAUUUUUAUCUGGUUUGAAUUGAAUUUAAUUUUAUUUUGUUUUAUUUUAUUUUAUUAGAUAUAAGUAAUUCAGGUUUCAGGUCUGCUUCUGUUCCCUUGAUGUUAAUUAGGGCAUCUAUUUUUGUAACGAAACUCACCUGCAUGAUUUACAGCGCACUGAAGUUUUAUUGUGAGUGAAACUGUCCCAAAAAUGUUAUGGUGUAUUAAAAAUUUGAAGUGUCUCUUUUUUCUAUACAAAGACCAAAUUUAAAAUACCUGUACUGCUCUCAGCUGUUGCUUUGUAAAUAAAU
This is a messenger RNA of Austrofundulus limnaeus, 2995 nucleotides long. RefSeq lists its product as uncharacterized. The record is from RefSeq and is a predicted model, not a curated record. Gene Ontology annotation, molecular function: nucleotidyltransferase activity; tRNA binding; double-stranded RNA binding. NCBI's taxonomy places the organism in Eukaryota, Metazoa, Chordata, Actinopteri, Cyprinodontiformes, Rivulidae. The transcript has 11 exons. Gene Ontology annotation, cellular component: membrane; cytoplasm. Gene Ontology annotation, biological process: regulation of translational fidelity. Bases 1 to 2511 code for a protein of 836 amino acids.